Molecule: messenger RNA, 1524 nt
Organism: Trichoderma gamsii
Lineage: Eukaryota; Fungi; Ascomycota; Sordariomycetes; Hypocreales; Hypocreaceae
Exons: 2
Coding region: 1-1524 (507 amino acids)
Biological process (GO): cyclic threonylcarbamoyladenosine biosynthetic process
Cellular component (GO): mitochondrial outer membrane
Molecular function (GO): tRNA threonylcarbamoyladenosine dehydratase activity; ubiquitin-like modifier activating enzyme activity
Source: RefSeq, a predicted model, not a curated record
AUGUCUUCUUUUCUAUCGGAAACAUUGUCAAAUCCCCGGGUGCAGUUGCUUGCAACAGCUGCUGUAUCUGGUGUGACAGUUGCGGGACUGAUUUUGGGCUUUCAAGCCUUGGAAAGAGAAGAGAGGCUGUCCGAGCUGAAAAACUCCAUACCAAGACUGCCAAACAACGAAGAUGAUGGUUCUAAAAGAUUGAAUGGCUUUGGGAAUGCAUCAGAAACAGGAUUGGACCCCGAAGAUGCUCGCAAUAUCGCUCUCGCAAAACGUGCACAGGCUGGAGACUUUGAUGAAGAACUGAUCUUGGAGCAACUCGCCCGUAACCAAGUAUUCCUCACGCCUGAAGGCUUAAAGAAGCUGCGUGAUUCGUUUGUUAUAGUUGUAGGCUGUGGAGGAGUUGGUUCACAUGCAGCCGCAACUUUGGCACGAUCAGGAGUUUCCAACAUUCGACUUAUCGACUUUGAUCAAGUCACGCUCAGCUCAUUGAACCGACAUGCUGUUGCAACUCUAGCGGACGUGGGCACCCCCAAGGUACAAUGCCUCUACCGACGACUUAUUGCAAUCGCGCCCUGGAUCAAAUUCGAUCUUAAGCAGGAGAAGUUCGAUGAAUCAGUGGCUGAAACGAUGCUGGCACCGUGGGAAGGCCGCAAGCCGGACUUUAUUAUCGAUGCUAUUGACAACAUUGACACAAAGGUUGCUCUUCUGAAGUACUGUUACGAUAGGGACAUGCCUGUCAUUAGCUGUAUGGGAGCAGGCUGCAAAGGAGAUCCGACAAAGAUUGUGAUAGGCGAUAUUGGAACUAGCAAAGAUGAUGGACUAUCACGAGCUACGCGACGGCGGCUGAAGCUAUUAGGAGUUACCAGCGGCAUUCCCGUCGUUUACAGCACGGAGCAGUCCGGGGAGGGAAAAGCUGAGCUAUUGCCCCUACCCGAGGAAGAGUUCCAGAAAGGCUCUGUUGGAGACCUUGGAGUCAUGGCCAACUUUAGAGUGAGAAUUCUUCCUGUUCUCGGAACCAUGCCCGCAAUUUUUGGAUUAACUGCCGCCAACCACGUUAUUUUGAAGAUAACUGGAUACCCAGUUACUUAUGUUCCGGGCAAGGCCCGUGAACGAAUGUACGAAGGCAUUCUUACUUAUGUUCAAGGAUCGGAGGAGAAGCUGGGCCGCAUGUUUGUCCCUGGGUUGACUGGAUUGAAGAACCCACUGACUUUGGGCGACGUCGCCUUCAUGACUGAGGAGCUGUAUGGCGGGCGCAGCAUCCUCAGUGGUAUCCCCACGAAGCUUGUUCUUAUCAGGUGGAAGAAGCCGGUGACCUCCAGUGUGUCUCGGAUAGGAGAAGGCAAAGAUGAACAGAAGUGCUCCACGAUUCGGCUCCAGGAUUUGGUGUGUAUGACGAAGGAAGAGGCAACUAGGCACGAGAAGGAAAUCUUCAAGGCAGACAAAGCCUUGGAGGAGCUUUACGACGAUGAAACUAUAAAGAGGGUUGAGGCGAAGAUGAGGGAGGCUGAAAAGUACGAGUGGUGGCGCCAGUGA